This is a messenger RNA of Vanrija pseudolonga, 2382 nucleotides long. It is a transcript of the gene erf2, whose product is annotated as Palmitoyltransferase erf2. NCBI's taxonomy places the organism in Eukaryota, Fungi, Basidiomycota, Tremellomycetes, Trichosporonales, Trichosporonaceae. Gene Ontology annotation, biological process: protein targeting to membrane; peptidyl-L-cysteine S-palmitoylation. The record is from RefSeq and is a predicted model, not a curated record. Gene Ontology annotation, molecular function: protein-cysteine S-palmitoyltransferase activity. The coding region runs from base 442 to 2382 and encodes 646 amino acids. Gene Ontology annotation, cellular component: endoplasmic reticulum; Golgi apparatus. The transcript is spliced from 2 exons.
UGGGAGGAGUGCAUGCUCUCGCUACUCUCUGCACACAACACGGAUCAUCCAUUGUGCACCCCUCGUCCUUUUGCACUCUCGACCAACUCGGAGAUUGGCACGACCAACGCCGUCGUCGCCUUUUGCUACUACUGCAUCUCAUUCUCGACCCACUCUCCUUCUCGCGCUUCUUCAACGUACGCCGAUCAGCAACACAACUCACACACUACAACGCAUCCAUUUGAGCGCAGGACGCCAUCGCAAACGCCAACUCGUGGCCCAUUUACUUGGAUUCCCUUCAAGCCACCCUCAACGCCCCCCCCCCCCCCUACCUGCCUACUCUCUCCCUCCCCGCCGCUCUAGCACCACAUCGCAUAAUCACGACACACACAACGGCAACAGCAACAACAGCAACACCAUCACACACAAAGACACAACACACAGCACUCACACCCACUCGCCAUGACCUCUCCGUCCAACUCGGAGCCGUUUGGCUUGUCGCUGCCCAGCCGGCGAGCAAACGUGACGGUCACAAGACGGGCAUCAGUCCACUCGGACAAUGAGAACGAUGACUCGGUCGCCCCGCUGGGCCGUGACUCGUUGGAGGGAACACGGCGAUAUUAUGGUGUCGAUUCGUCCCCGGGACCAUCGACCAGUGCGCGCCAACGGACGCUGAGUAACACAAACUCGCCGAGGCCAGUGUCGCAGACGCCAUCAGAGUCUAGCUUCACGCUUCGUUCUCCACCUCGGUCGGCCGCGCCCUUGCCAACGCCCCGAGGCUUCCUCGCACCUCAGAAGCCCGCCGCUGCACGACGGCUAGAGCAGCGUGAAAGGAUGCCGCAGGUCACCUCGUCGGGACGUACCAGCACCGACCAGAGGCCCGUGCCGGCAGAGUACGAAGGUGUCCCUUCGCCCACCGAAUUGUCUCAGUCGUCGCACCACCACUCGCCGGCCCUGCCACCAGGACGUACCUUCAAGCUCUCGCAGGUCAAAUCGGCCGCUGGUAGUCCAAACCUCUCGCGGCCGAAAUCACCGCCACAAGCAUUCGACUCCCGGGCGGCGGCGGCCCACCCCACGCGGCGUGGGUCUGCCGGCAAGGACGCACGACCCGCCGCCGCCGCCCAGCAAGCCAUUGCUCCGCCCCGACCAAACCCGAUCCAAGCGCCACAACCAGACAGCAGCCACGGACACGGCAGUGCUCUCGGACACGGGGAUACGGCCCUGCCGACGUCGCACUCGCAGGCAUGGGAGCGGGGCACUGAUACGUCGUCGCCGAGCCACCCCCACCACCCCGACCUCUCGAGCGACCACCUUGUGACGCUCGACUCGCUUGCAGCAGAAAAGCCUCACAAGGGGUCUGCGUCGGGCACGUCGACGACCGUUGGCAGACGCACCAACUAUGAGGACGCGCGCGUACGCACCAAUGUGCACAAGUACAAGCGGUUCGACGACGACGUCCACUCGACCUUCUUCUGUGGCGGCAGACUGAUGACAGGUGGCAGCUCGCCGCUGUCGUUCAUCAUCUCGAUUAUCCUGUUGCUAGGCAUCGCCGGCGUCUGGGUCGGCACAACUGGCGUGUGGCUGUGGAAGCACGGACACCAGUACGGCCUCGCCAAGGGCGCGGGCAUUGCCAUCAACAUUGUCUUUGCCUACCUCUUUGGCCUGUCUGUCUCGUCCAUGUUCGCGGCAUCCUUCCGCGAGCCGGGUAUCCUCCCGCGUAACCUCGACCCUGACCCGCCAUACACCCGUGUCGAUGUGUACUGGGAGGCCAACCCGCGCGAGAUUCGUGUCGGCAAGGACGGCGUCGACAAGGUUGUCGUCAAGUACUGCGAGACGUGCAAGAGCUACCGCCCGCCGCGCUGCUCGCACUGCCGUCUCUGUGGCAACUGCGUCGAGGGCAUCGACCACCACUGCGCCUACCUCCACGGCUGUGUCGGUCGCCGCAACUACUUUGCCUUCCUUGUCUUUGUCAUUGCUACCAGCAUCUCCGACAUUUACGUCGUCGUCUUCUCGGCGAUCCACUUCUCGCUCCUGUGUCACCAUGACCACAUUGGGUUUGGCAAGGCGCUCCAGGACAGCCCUGGUGCGGCCGUGUCCUUCCUCCUGGGCCUGCUCACGCUCGCCCCCGUCAUGUUCCUCCUCUGGUACCACAUCCGCCUGCUGCUUUACAACCUUACGACGAUUGAGCAGAUCCGUGCGUCGGCAAGCAACAACUGGGUGCGCGCCACGACGCGCCCGUACAACCCCUUCGCGGCGCCGACGUGGGGCCGCAACGUCAUCCUUGCGAGCAUUGGCCGGCCGCAGAUCCCGUCGUGGGUCGACGCCAACGGCUACGUUGUCGAAGACAACCGCCGGGUCAACCCCGCGCUCACGACGCCGGAAAAGUAUCUCGAGCUGGUGUAA